UCAGUUGAGCUCCCAACCUCAGUUGAGCUCCCAACCUCAGUUAAGCUCGGCAUUCUCGCCCUCAUCAUAGUUCCCCUGGAAAAGCCAACCUCACAUAGACAUGGCGGACCGCACGCCAUCUCCCCGGGCGCGCCGCCCGCAGCUGCCCGUCCACCGCUUCAGCUACCCACAGCUGCUCGUCGUGCCCGUCCUGCUGGCCGCCGCCUUUGUCGGCCUGGCCGUGACGCUCGCGCUGCACGACGUCAACCCGGGCCUGCUCUACAGCCAGUGCCACGCGCGCGCCCGCGUGCCCUGGCUCAGCCACGUGCCGCUCCUCGGCGCGCCCGCCUGCUACCUCGUCUCGUUCCUCUCCGAGGCGGCCGCGUCGGCCCGCGCCGCCGCGUCCAUGGCCUCGGUCCUCUCCCUCCUCGGCGGCCUAGCCACCGUCACGGCCGUCGAGGCCUCGCGCCUCUGCAACGCCUCGGCCCCGCUCAUCGCCCACCCGACGGGGCCCUGGCUUGUCUUCAACCUAGCCGGCGGCCAGCUCGUGUGGGCCCUCGUCGUGGUGCCCGCCUUUUUGCGCCGCGCCGUGCGCCUCGCGCCCCUCGUCGACGGGCCGGCCGCCGACCCCCGCCUGGCCUCGGACGCCCGCGACCUGUCCUUCGCCGCCGACGCCGCCGCCGUCCCGCUGGCCGUCGCCUUUAUUUCGUAG
This is a messenger RNA of Gaeumannomyces tritici R3-111a-1, 691 nucleotides long. RefSeq lists its product as hypothetical. Bases 101 to 691 code for a protein of 196 amino acids. NCBI's taxonomy places the organism in Eukaryota, Fungi, Ascomycota, Sordariomycetes, Magnaporthales, Magnaporthaceae. The record is from RefSeq and is a predicted model, not a curated record. The transcript has 2 exons.